AACGCAAGCUGGGGAAAACACUCGGCACCAUUACACAGAGGCAACGCACAGCUGACUGAGGCAGACACACACACACACACAUAAACAGACAGACAGAGAGAGAGAGAGAGAGGAAAGAGAGAGAGAGAGAGAAAGGAGAGAGGCAAGCCUGGGAGAGGAAGGACAGGAGACGUGGAGCCGUGUCUGAAAGGCGCUGCAGCAGCGGCGGCGGCGUUAGGAGCCCUGAGCAGAUGGUGUAGAGCAGAGACAGGGCAGGCAGUGGCAACACACAAUGCCAGCCACAGCUUGAGGAGGGGGGCUGCACGGAGCUCAGUGCCUGCUGCCGUCAUCAUCUCGCCCGCCGUGCUGUGCCAUCCCCUCAGCCCCCUUUUGUUUUCCAGCGCUGGCAAACAAGGUCAGGAUUUCUACCGUGAGCACUGGGAGAUAUAGAGGGAGAGAGAGAGAGAGAGGGAGAGAGAGAAAGAGAGAGAGGGAGGGGGGGAGAGGAAGGAAAGAGAGUGACAUACGUGGAAAAGGCUUUUCCUGGAUUGGAGCGAGAGAGAGCGACAGAGGGAGAGAGGAAAAGAGAGCGAGAAAAAAGAAAGAAAAUAAAGCAGGAGGUGGAGGAUUGAAACUGUGAAGGGAGGGGAGGGAGGAGGAAGGCUUGUGACUAUGUUUUGAAGGUAGACAAAAGCAAAACAGCCACAAGGUUCUUGGAAAAACACUUGUUAUGAGGGGGGAAGAUUUGGAGAACUGACUUUGUCAUUGUGGUCUCUCGGUUCUGGAUGAUUUGAAACUGUGAUCUGCUCUAAAGCCAAAGGACCAGAAGGUAACGUCUAUUAGGAAACCACUGUUGUUAUUCUGCUGUUGACGUCAACGACUGUGUGGAGCUCCUUGGUGUUACCCUAGUCUGCCUCACGACUCGGAGACCUCCUACAUCUGUGUUUUGAAUCUCUCUCUCUCUCUCUCUCUCUCUCUCUCUCUCGUGCUCUCUCUCUAUUUUUCUCCCCCGCCUUUCACGAGUACACCGUCGAGCACAAAAACAGGGCAAAGUCAAAACAAUGUUGAGUAUUGAUUUACCUCAUUCUCGCGUUCUGCUUUCUACGAGAAAUGCCCGCAUGUGUUGAUGCCUUCUGGUUCACUGUGGCAGUGUUGACACCAGCGCCUGACAAUGAGUGACUCAUGCGUGUAAAUGUUUCAUCGGAGGAGAGGAGUGGAAAGCGACUAGCGAGAGCGACUGGCAUGCCCAGCCGAGGCCCUGGCCUGUGCCUUGGUACACUGAAGAAUUAAGUCCAGAUUUCAGCCUGGAGUCCACAUAUCUAAGCUAGACCCCCCAGGGCUGGAAAGUUGGCCCUGCCAUCUGAACUUGGACUUUGGAAGGUGGUUCUGCGUGAGAAAGGGAGGGACCCCCUGAGACAAGCUCACCCCCACUUCAUCACUCUCUUUUGGGACACUUUGUAUUGACUUACCCACUUCCUCUGACAGUGGACUUGGUGGAGGUGAUCACCAGGGGCAUCUGUUUCAUGCACCCAGUCCUGUGGUGUAACGGAUGUGUGUGUGGCCCAGGACUGCAAAUCAUCGACCCGUUCUGCAAGAUGACCUCUGAGGGGGAGAUCUAUCACCUCCCCCUCAACGUCUACGUCAUUAUCCUGGGCAUCGGCCUCUUCAUCUUCCUGCUCAGCAUGAUCUUCUGCUGCUACCUGUUCAGGUGGGACCCUCCCUCUUGCCACCUGGGCUGGUUGAGGCGGCAAGGCACAAGAGAACAAUAUGGAUACAAUGAGGUGGUUCUGAAAGGAGCCAGCAAGAAACUGAGUCUUCUUGGACAAACCUGUGCAGUGUGUUUGGAGGAAUUCAGGAGUCGAGAUGAGCUUGGAGUGUGUCCUUGCUCACAUGCUUUUCACAAAAAGUGUUUGGUGAAGUGGCUGGAGAUCCGCAGUGUCUGCCCCAUGUGCAACAAACCCAUCUGCCGGCUCCAGCCAGACCCCCCUCAGGGUGCGGAGGGGCCGCAGGGCCUCCUGGAGGUGUGAGAGAGAGAGAGGCCCCCGACGCUGCGGCCCCAGGCACCCACCAACACACCGCCUCAAGUGUCCUCUUUCCGAGAGAGUGAGAGGGAAGAGAAGAUGGAGAGAAGAAGAGAAAGAGAGAGGGGGGAGAGAGAGAAAGAAAAAGAAUAACACAACACUUCACUGAGAGAUAACAAAGUCCUCUCUGUACCUGACCACCAACACAAACACACACCCUCCGUCCUCUAUAGUCUCCUCCUCACACCCACCUACACACACACACACACACACACACACACAUAUACAUCACACACGCACACACACUUAUACAGACAAACACACCCACCGAUAUACAUGCACUUAUUAAAUGGACUUGGGUUGCCUGGUAACUGACAUAAACACUAAGACAGAAGAAGGAGGUGACAGGAGAAUAUGUGUGUGGCCUAAUCUGAGACGCUUGUGUAACAGACUUUCUAUAUGUGGGAGGGUGAUAGGCUGAUGUUGGUAACCACUUGAGAGUCGUGUUUGUGUCCUGUGGCUCCAAUGGCUUGUACAGUGCCUGGAGAAAUGGAAAUCGACACUGCCCAACAUAAAGGUAACAGUAAGAUCCCCCAUCGACGGUUUCACGUGUUGGUGAAAACCUGCCACUAGCUAUCAUAAGACACAGGUUUGAAGUUAAACAACCAAACCCUGUCACAGAUAUACUGAAAACAAGUAUGUAUUUCAGCUGUGUCUGGUUCUGGUUUUGGAGAGCCACCUCACCAGUUGGUUUUCCCCAUACUUGUAGAGAUGAGCAAGAAAUUAGAUGAAAUGAGUCUCAGUAAAGCACAACUAACCACUUCCUGCCCAGUGGAAGCAAAGAUGGUGGAAUAAACGACCCAAGGUGGCCCUGCGAGACCAAGACCGACAGCAAUUUUAGAUAGUGUUUAAGUUAUUUCUAAGUAGUUAUUUUGUAUUAUUAUUAUUAUUAUUAUCAUCAUUAUUAUUAUUGGCUUUCAAUAAAGUGUAAUGUUUCCGUGAAAAAGAUCCAGUUGUGUUCUGUCUAGUGUAAAC
Molecule: messenger RNA, 3035 nt
Organism: Sardina pilchardus (European sardine)
Lineage: Eukaryota; Metazoa; Chordata; Actinopteri; Clupeiformes; Clupeidae
Product: RING finger protein 122
Exons: 7
Coding region: 1503-2006 (167 amino acids)
Molecular function (GO): zinc ion binding
Source: RefSeq, a predicted model, not a curated record